AUGACUGAAGUACAAAGCCAGAAGAUAGAAGAACUCACACCAUGGGUAGAAAAAUAUAGACCAAAUGUGCUGAAUGAUAUAAUAUCGCAUGAACAGGUUAUAUCAACAAUUCAGAAAUUUGUCGAAAAGGGAGAACUACCACACUUACUGUUACAUGGGCCCCCCGGAACGGGAAAGACAUCUACUAUUUUAGCUGUGUGUAAAGAAUUAUAUGGAGAGUCAAGAAGUUCAUUUGUAUUAGAAUUAAAUGCAUCUGACGAUAGAGGUAUAAGUGUUGUUCGAGAUCAAAUAAAAACAUUUGCGGAAUCAAAAAAUCAUUAUAAUACUUGCGAAAAAACUUCGUUAAAAUUAAUAAUUUUGGAUGAAGCUGAUCAUAUGACUUUUCCAGCACAAAAUGCUAUGAGAAGAAUUAUGGAAAAUUAUGCUAAGAAUGUUCGUUUUUGCUUAUUAUGUAAUUAUGUAAAUAAAAUAACUCCAGCUAUUCAGUCGAGGUGCACAUCAUUUAGAUUUUCUCCUCUUAAAAAGGAAAAUAUGAUAAAUAAAGCUUUAGAUAUUGCAAAUUCAGAAAAGGUUGAUCUUACUAAAGAUGGAUUAGAGAGUCUUAUACGUGUAGGACGUGGAGACAUGAGGAGAAUUUUAAAUUGUUUACAAGUCGUAUCAUUGAGUCAUAAAAAUAUGACAAUUGAUGAAAAUGUGAUAUUAUCAACCUUAGAUAUACCAUUACCUGAAGAAGUCAAGAGCAUAUUAGAACAUUUUACUAAAAGUAGCAUAAAAGAGUCAUAUGAAUUUGUUACAAAAUUACAACACAAUAAAGGUUAUUCAAUAAAAGACAUUAUGAUAAAUAUAUAUGAAUCCAUUUUAACUUAUGACUUUCCUGAUUCUGCUGUUUGCAUAUUGCUUAAAAAUUUUGGAGAAAUUGAAGAAAGAUGUUCCUCAGGAGCUAAUGAACAAAUUACCUUAUCCGCAUUAAUUAGUGCAUUUAUUGAAUUUAGAACUGAAUUAUUCAAAUUGAAAUACGAUAUGAACAAAAUAUAA
Molecule: messenger RNA, 1035 nt
Organism: Plasmodium gonderi
Lineage: Eukaryota; Apicomplexa; Aconoidasida; Haemosporida; Plasmodiidae
Product: replication factor C3
Exons: 2
Coding region: 1-1035 (344 amino acids)
Biological process (GO): DNA repair; DNA-templated DNA replication
Cellular component (GO): DNA replication factor C complex; nucleus
Molecular function (GO): DNA clamp loader activity; ATP binding; ATP hydrolysis activity
Source: RefSeq, a predicted model, not a curated record